Messenger RNA from Musa acuminata subsp. malaccensis (wild Malaysian banana), 2060 nucleotides. RefSeq lists its product as uncharacterized. The record is from RefSeq and is a predicted model, not a curated record. Gene Ontology annotation, cellular component: small-subunit processome; nucleolus. Gene Ontology annotation, biological process: maturation of SSU-rRNA from tricistronic rRNA transcript (SSU-rRNA, 5.8S rRNA, LSU-rRNA). Lineage: Eukaryota; Viridiplantae; Streptophyta; Magnoliopsida; Zingiberales; Musaceae. Gene Ontology annotation, molecular function: protein binding.
CAUUGCUUCUUUUCCCACGCCUGCUCGCCAAAACCCUGCGAAGCCGCUUCCACCGAAGGAAAGGCCUUCCGCUGCCCCCUUCCCCCCAAUUCUGUCUCGUCUUGCUUCUCUCGCCGGGGAUUUUGCCUAUUUGAGAGGUGGAAGGAAAGACUCCGAAGCGAACAGGUCCACGGAAGUCAGGGAAGGAGUGGUCGCGUGGAGUCGGAGUCGUGUCUGCCCUAAUCGGCUAGGCAGCAACUACGAAGAGUUCGCAACUUGUGGAGGCGGAAGAAAUAGCACCAGCGGCAGAGGAAGCUUGCUUCUGUGACUUACCCUAUUUAAUUCUGUUUGAGUUAUUGUCUGGCGAUUAGGGAUGAAGGUGAAGGUGAUUUCUCGCUCCACCGAGGAAUUUACACGCGAACGGAGCCAAGAUCUGCAGAAAGUUUUCCGGAACUAUGAUCCGAAGCUCCGUACCCAUGAGAAGGCAGUUGAAUAUACAAGGGCUUUAAAUGCCGCAAAGUUGGAAAAGAUAUUUGCAAGACCUUUCAUUGGAGCAAUGGAUGGACAUAUUGAUGCUGUAUCUUGUAUGGCAAAGAAUCCAAAUCACCUGAAAGGAAUAUUUUCUGGUUCAAUGGAUGGAGAUAUUCGUCUUUGGGAUAUAGCAACGAGGAAAACAGUUUGCCAGUUCCCUGGUCAUCAAGGUGCAGUGCGAGGUUUGACGUCAUCUACUGACGGAGAAAUGCUCAUAUCAUGUGGCACUGAUUGCACUGUCAGGCUAUGGAAAGUUCCUCUUUUGAAAAUGAUGGAUUCUCGUGAAUCAGAUGAAGAUUACUCAAAGUUUCAGCCACUGGCAGUUUAUGUGUGGAAGCAUGCCUUUUGGGCUGUUGAUCACCAAUGGGAUGGUCCUCUCUUUGCCACAGCUGGUUCUCAGGUCGAUAUAUGGGAUCACAACAGGUCAGAGCCCAUAAAUACUUUUGAAUGGGGUAAAGACACAGUUAUUUCUGUGCGAUUUAAUCCUGGAGAACCUGAUGUGAUAGCAACAUCGGCAAGUGAUCGCAGUAUAACUUUAUAUGAUUUACGCAUGUCAUCCCCAGUUAGGAAGCUAAUCAUGAGGACCAAGACUAAUGCGAUAUGCUGGAAUCCUAUGGAGCCAAUGAACUUUACAGCUGCAAAUGAAGACUGUAGCUGCUACAGUUAUGACACUAGGAAAUUGGAUGAAGCAAAGGUGGUGCAUAAAGAUCAUGUUUCUGCAGUGAUGGAUAUUGACUACUCUCCGACAGGCCGUGAGUUUGUGACUGGUUCUUAUGAUAGAACAGUGAGGAUCUUCCCAUACAAUGGGGACCAUAGUAGGGAGAUUUAUCAUACUAAACGGAUGCAAAGGGUAUUCUGUGUGAGGUACAGCUGUGAUGGUUCUUAUCUAAUUUCUGGAAGUGAUGAUACCAAUCUCCGGCUGUGGAAAGCGAAAUCUUCAGAACAGAUGGGAGUACUUCUACCUAGGGAACGUAAAAAGCAAGAAUAUCUAGAUGCUGUCAAAGAACGGUACAAGCAUCUUCCAGAGGUGAAGCGCAUAGUCAGGCACAGACACUUGCCAAAACCAAUCUACAAGGCGGCUGCAUUGAGACGUACAAUGAUUGAAGCCGAGAACAAGAGAGACCAGAAGAGGAGAGCUCAUAGUGCUCCUGGAAGCAUGCCCGUACAACCCUUCAGAAAGAGAAGAAUCAUCAAAGAAGACGAAUGACGUGAUGAGGGCAAAGGAAAGAAGACUUCUCUUUAAGCUUCAUGAAGUCAAUUGGUUUGAUUCUUUAUACACUGACCCAGCCCCAGGAUCAUGCCCUCCGAGCAUUUCCAUGAAGGUUGUUCAUCUGAUGAUCCUAUCACUGCCACUCGGAGCUCGUCAUUCUAUUUAAUGAUAUCGCGAGAAAUGCUUUGGCUUGUUGUGCCAUGUUUUGAAGUAGGGUUUGUGAAGACAAUUCAGUGUGUUGGAUUCCACAUUUUGUUUGAAACUCAAAUUACAGUUUACUCCGCACAGCGGCAUCUAUUUGCCAUUUUUACUUGAAAAACUCGCCAAGUGACUUUGAUUA